Pistacia vera is the source of this 2101-nucleotide messenger RNA. Its product is annotated as amidophosphoribosyltransferase, chloroplastic-like. Gene Ontology annotation, biological process: purine nucleobase biosynthetic process; purine nucleotide biosynthetic process. Gene Ontology annotation, cellular component: cytoplasm. Bases 111 to 1898 code for a protein of 595 amino acids. The transcript has a single exon. Gene Ontology annotation, molecular function: amidophosphoribosyltransferase activity. The record is from RefSeq and is a predicted model, not a curated record. NCBI's taxonomy places the organism in Eukaryota, Viridiplantae, Streptophyta, Magnoliopsida, Sapindales, Anacardiaceae.
UUACAACUCCAAAAACCUAGAAUUAGUUCCUGUUCCUUCUACUUAAACUCCCCUCCUCUGUCUCUUUUCUCACCAUUCGUUUUUUUCUUGCAAAAGUACUCUUCACUUUCAUGGCUGUCACAACCACCGCCUCCACCACGACCGGCGCUGCUACCGCUAUCUACCACCUCUCUUGUAACCCUAAACAAACCCAGAAAGCCCCUCUUUCUAUCUUCUCCAAAACCCUUCAAAAACCCUCUCUUUUAUCUCUUAAACAACAACCCCACAAAACUGACUUUGCUGUUUUCUCCAAAAACCCCAUAUCCGGGUUCUUUACCAGUGACGAAAAGCACCCAGAUGACCGUUUUGUUAGCUUUGAUGAUGAUGAUGACGAUAAGCCCCGUGAAGAGUGCGGUGUUGUGGGCAUCUAUGGUGACCCUGAAGCCUCUCGUAUGUGCUAUUUAGCGUUACACGCGCUGCAACAUCGUGGACAAGAAGGUGCAGGUAUGGUUGCCGUGAAUAAUAAGGUUCUUCAAACUAUUACUGGUGUUGGUUUAGUCUCUGAGGUGUUUAAUGAGUCUAAGCUUGAUCAAUUACCUGGUGAUAUGGCUAUUGGUCAUGUUAGAUAUUCAACUGCUGGUAGUUCUAUGCUUAAAAAUGUGCAACCUUUUGUUGCUGGGUAUAGGUUUGGGUCUGUUGGGGUAGCACAUAAUGGAAAUUUAGUCAAUUACAAAACUUUAAGAGCUAAGCUUGAAGAUAAUGGUUCAAUUUUCAAUACUAGUUCUGAUACUGAGGUUGUUCUUCAUUUGAUUGCAAUAUCGAAAGCAAGGCCUUUCUUUUUGAGGAUUGUUGAUGCUUGUGAGAAGCUUGAGGGUGCUUAUUCUAUGGUGUUUGUGACUGAGGAUAAGCUUGUGGCAGUUCGUGACCCAUAUGGGUUUAGACCAUUGGUGAUGGGUAGGAGGAGUAAUGGAGCAGUGGUUUUUGCAUCAGAGACUUGUGCACUGGACUUAAUUGAGGCUACAUAUGAGAGAGAGGUUUAUCCUGGUGAAGUUUUGGUAGUGGAUAAAGAUGGGGUACAGUCACUUUGUUUGAUGCGUCACCCUGAACCUAAACAAUGCAUCUUUGAGCAUAUUUAUUUUGCACUGCCUAAUUCAGUUGUUUUUGGGAGGUCUGUUUAUGAGUCUCGGCAUGCUUUUGGAGAAAUACUUGCUACUGAGGCUCCUGUUGAUUGUGAUGUUGUGAUUGCGGUCCCAGAUUCUGGGGUGGUGUCUGCCCUUGGAUAUGCAGCAAAAGCCGGGGUACCAUUUCAACAAGGGUUGAUAAGGUCACAUUAUGUGGGAAGGACUUUCAUUGAACCUUCGCAGAAGAUUAGGGACUUUGGUGUCAAACUUAAGCUCUCACCUGUCCGAGGAGUAUUGGAGGGGAAGAGAGUUGUGGUUGUGGAUGACUCAAUUGUCAGAGGAACUACUUCAUCAAAAAUUGUUAGGUUGCUUAAGGAGGCAGGGGCUAAGGAGGUUCAUAUGAGAAUUGCCAGCCCACCUAUCAUUGCAUCAUGUUACUAUGGAGUGGACACACCAAGUUCUGAGGAGUUGAUUUCAAAUAGGAUGAGUGUUGAGGAGAUUAGGGACUUUAUUGGGUGUGAUUCCCUGGCUUUUCUGUCAAUUGACAGCUUGAAGAAGUUGUUGGCAAAAGAUUCUCCGACUUUUUGUUAUGCUUGCUUCUCUGGGAAGUACCCAGUUAUGCCAAGAGAGGUUAAGGUGAAAAGGGUUGGUGAUUUUAAGGAUGAUGGUUUGAAUGGAAGCAUUGACUCCAUUGAUGGUGGUUGGGUGCAAGGACCUCGAAAUCUGAAUGAGAACCAAAGUGAUUCAUCUCGGCACAAUGAGCUCAUUGCUUACAAGACCUCCAAUUUACAGCAUUGAUGCCUUUUCGGUUUAACACAAGAAGAUUAGGGGUAUCCGGUGUGUGAUUGAAGUGCAUGACGCAUCUUAAACUCAUCCGAAUACAAUAAUAGUAGUUUUUUUUUAAUCUCGUUCUUGGAUGAAUUGAGUUCCAAACUCUAAGCCUUACACAGUUUUGUUAGCUCUUUUCAAUUUUGCAAGAAUAUUUUAUCUGAUUUUAAGUA